CCAAUCAGCGUACCGCAUAUUAUGUACAAUAAAAGUGAUAUGCAUGUGCUAUUAAAAAAAUUAUGUAAAGUAAAGUAAACCACCAAGCCUUUUCUUCUGAGAAAUUGUAUUAUAGUUACCUGCCGAUGUGUUGCUAUUUUUGUAUGUCUUGCUUGCAGCUUUGCAUAGUGUGCUGCUGUGACAUACACAGCCUAGCUAAAAGCUAGCCACCUAGUUAGCUCAUUACUGCCACUGCCAGGCUCCAGCUACGUGGUCGACAUGGCGACCGACGAAAUACAACAAUAUUAGCUAUCAUAAAAACAGCUCAAGGUUGAUGGCAUUUAUUUGGAAAUUGUCAUACCACAUACUGAGUGUUCAUAAUGUCUGAACAUUUAGACGAAAGUUGAUGUUCGGAAUAGUUUUAUUUUAUUACAUUGGAAUCUGUCAGAUCUUUUGCAUCACUCAGUUUUUUUCGAAAAGAAAACAAACCCCACGCGACAACACACUGAAGGAUCUACCUUUCUUUGAAAAAGAAAGCGUCCGUCAAAGCUACAGUGCUUCCCCCAGAGACCUCCGUGGGUGACGAUGCCUGUGCAAGCGCCGCAAUGGACGGAAUUCCUGCUGUGUCCCAUCUGCACCCAGCUGUUCGAGGAGAGCCUCCGCAAGCCCAUCAGCCUGGGCUGUGGCCACACUGUCUGUAAGAUGUGCCUGAACAAGCUGCAUCGCAAGGCCUGCCCCUUCGACCAGACGGCUAUCGCCACCGACAUUGAGCUGCUGCCAGUCAACACAGCCCUGCUGCAGCUGGUGGGAGGACAGGUGCCCAAACGGCAGCCUACCACCUUGGUGACGGGGGCAGAGGACAUAGCCCACUAUGAGGAAGCCAGUGAGUGUGUGGAGGAGCUGGCUCAGUACCUGAAACCCCUGAGCAACAGCAGAGGUGUGGGGUUGAGCACCAGCAGCGCCCAGAGUUCUCUGAGUCGGCCCAUGCAGAGGAAGCUGGUGACCCUGGUGCACUGUCAGCUGGUGGAGGAGGAAGGCCGGGUGAGGGCCACGCGGGCGGCCAGGUCCCUGGGGGAGCGCACCGUCACUGAGCUCAUUCUGCAGCACCAGAACCCCCAGCAGCUCUCCUCCAACCUGUGGGCUGCAGUCAGGGCAAGGGGCUGCCAGUUUCUCGGCCCAGCGAUGCAGGAGGAGGCUCUGAAGCUAGUGCUUUUGGCUCUGGAGGACGGCUCCGCUCUAUCCAGGAAGGUCCUGGUGCUGUUUGUGGUUCAGAGGUUAGAGCCACGCUUCCCACAGGCCUCCAAGACCAGCAUAGGCCACGUGGUGCAGCUCCUCUACAGGGCCUCCUGCUUCAAGGUGACCAAACGUGAUGAGGACUCGUCCCUGAUGCAGUUGAAGGAGGACUUCUGGACGUACGAGGCACUGCGGCGCGAACACGACUCCCAGAUCGUCCAGAUCGCAAUGGAGGGGGGCCUCCGCAUCGCCCCUGACCAGUGGUCUUCCCUGCUCUACGGGGACCAGUCGCACAAGUCCCACAUGCAGUCCAUCAUCGACAAGUUGCAGACGCCAGCGUCGUUUGCUCAGAGUGUUCAGGAGCUGACCAUCGCCCUGCAGAGGACAGGUGACCCGGCCAACCUGAACCGCCUGCGACCACACCUGGAGCUGCUAGCCAACAUCGACCCAAGUCCAGACUCCCCUCCCCCCACGUGGGAGCUGCUGGACACGGGCUUGGUGGCAGUGAAGACUGUGGUACACGGCCUGGUGGACUUCAUCCAGAACCACAGCAAGAAGGGGAGCGACCCACAACAGCCACCCCAGCACAGUAAAUACAAGACGUACAUGUGUCGGGACAUGAAGCAGAAGGGGGGCUGUCCUCGAGGAACCAGCUGCACCUUCGCUCACUCUCAGGACGAGCUAGAGAAGUACCGUAAGAUGAACAAGCGGCUGGCUGCCCGCCGGCCCCUCAGCCUAUCCCUGACGCAGCUGAAUGAGGUUGGCCUAUUGCCCGAGGAGGUGGGGAUGCUGGAGGGGCUGGCACACAAGGGCUUGACGAAUGGCAUGGUGGCGUCGGUCACAGGCUCCGCCCUGCCCCAGCUCAUCUCCCGCGGCGCCGACCCCUCGAUGCGGAAGCCCCAGUCCCAGGGAAGCCUCAGUGCCCCCAGCUCUCCUCCAGACUUACUAGACCCUGUGCCCAAUCGGGCCAUGGCCCACCCCAGGAUGGCAGUGGACCACCUGGCCAUGCACAAGCAGAUGCCCAGGAGGCCCUCCAUGUACCCCCCUCAGCAGGGAGAACUCUUCUACCCCCCUGAGCCCAGGGCACCUCCAUCAGCCCUGCAGUAUGAGGCCUCCCAGAACGCCCCAGGUAACCCCCCCUACCCCUACCAGCCCUCUCAGUACCCACCCCAGCCUCGCUACGUCCGGAACCCCCCUCCCACCAACGAUCCGGCCUUGCCCCCCUACCCCGGCACCUACCCCCAGGAGCGCCAGUGUCCCCCUCAGCCCUCAAGUUCCCACUUCUCCAACGCCAACCCCCAUGGGUAUGCGCCUCCCCCGCAUUAUGACGGCCGUCGACACCCCGCCUACCCCCCUCCACCACCACAGUCCUAUCCCCACCGGGAGGACCCCUCCUCCAUGCCUGUGGACGAGGCCUCCAGAGAAAGAUACCUUCCUGAGGGUUACCACCCCUCUGGCCCCCACCCCAGCCACAUGAGGCCCUACACCCCCAGGGAGUCUUACAGCCGACCCCAGCCCACUCCCAGUCUGGACUACUUGCACCGCCGACGCCAGGAGAUCAUGGCCCAGCUAGAAGACGGGAAGCAGGUCACUCCCCCACCCUUCGCCCCCUCGCCUACACUGCCACACCACUACGAGUCCAACUACACACAGGAGCAACAGCAGUACUUGGAGAACUCACAAGCGUUUUCAAAGUACCGUGAGCCAGACUACGCUAGCCAGUACUCUCCUUGGUCAUGUGACACUAUCAGCUCCUACAUUGGCAGUAAGGAGGGCAAGUCCAGAGACAGUAUGGAGAGGAUGAACGCUGAGGGGAAAGGUGUGGAAGGCAGGCGCAGGGCUGCCGAGGCCAGAGACGACGACCCUAUCAUCCCCUUUGGCUCUCUGCCCACCGUGUCACGCUUCGGGGUGAUCUCCCGCACCCCCAAGACGGGCUACUUGUCUGCCGGCCCGGGGCAGGCCAUGACCCUCUCACAGGGGACCAAUGGCCCCAAACACGGCGCUGCAACAGGUACAGGGAGAACUCGUACACCUUUUGGGUUUUGCUCUGUUUGCUGCAUUUCGCAGAGUCUGACUGGCUCUUGUUGUCCCCCUGCAGGGUGGGGUGCUGCCGGGUACAGCCAGCCCCCUCAGGCCCACCUCAGUGAACGGCCAGUCAAGGAGAGGGAGCAGCUGACGAUGGAGCUCCAGCAGGUCAAUCAGCAGAUCAACAAGCAGACUGCCCAGGCGGACCAUCCCAGCCCGGUGGAGUGGUCGUCGGGGAGCGUCUCCAGCCAACAGCUGAGCCUGGAGCUCCACCAUGUGGAGCGGGAGAUCGGCAAGAGGACCCGCCAGAUAGCCCUGGAGCACCUUGUGAGUCAUGAUGGGAGUGGGGCGUAUAAGCUGAAGCCCACUGAGAACGGGCAGAGAGCGGAGCACUCGUUGGUCCUCAGUGAGGGCUGUAACGGUCCCAGUGGUGUGCUGCAGGACGGCAGUGUGGCCAGCGGUGGUUUGUCCUGCCUUACCAGCAAGACCUCGUCCCUCAGCCUGUCUGCAGACCUCCCCAUCACUGGGGGCACUGACCGAAAGACCAACGGCAUGGUCCACCUGUGCUCCUAGCCACACAACUGGAGUCUGGUAUUACCACCACAGCUACAACUAACCAAUCAGUCAACCACAUAGAGCCUUAGGAAACCCCUCAUCCUCUGACCGUUAGAACCGUUCCACUGUCAUUUUGAGACACACAACCAGGUCCUCCAAACUGUCUGGUAUACCCUACCUACAUCCACAUUUUCAAAAUCUGAUUGACGCCACUAAGAGAAUUUUAACUUGAUUACAAAAUGUGUGGAGAGAGGCGCCAUCUCUCUCCUGCUUAAAAUGGCAAGAGACCGUUCUAGGUUUCUUACAAUGAGGGAUUUGUGGUAGAAGGGCUCGGAGUAUCUAAGUAACUGAAAAAGCCACUGAUUUGCAAAUGUGGAUGUAGUGCCAUCAUAAACAACAGCGCUUCAUUUGAUACAACACAAAUUUGCACACUUGCAACUUUAGUCUGUCUACAACUAAGCAGUAUCUGCCCUGAAUUUAAUUUUUGUAAAGUUUUUUUGUUUUGUUCUGUGAAUGAAUGUUUUUUUUUUCAUAUAAAAUCUCAACCUGCUUUGGAAACCAGAUGUUUAGAUUUAUGCUCCAUGAACUCAAACCCAAUAAUGAUUAGAAGAAUAAUAUAACAAUGAGACCAGUUCCUUGGUUUCAAAUAGAUAAGGCCACCAUAACUGCAUUGACAUUAAUUACAUCUGUUGUUAGCUUCACAAUGUGCACAUUGUUUUUUUUUUUUUUUGUAGCAUCGCUACAGCAAUAUUUGUGCUUAGCAUAUAUGCAGGUCCUGAAAUGCGGACUUUGUGUUUGGAAUUAAUUGUAAGUUCUUGUUUCUAAGCUGCAAUGUUAUUCGCAGACCAUUUUUUUUGUAUUAUAAUUCUUUUGGGGUUUCGAUAAGUUUGACUCUUGGUUCUCUGAAGGAGGACAUUUACACCUUAUCAAAAUAUCUCCACCACAUAGAAACAAUACUGGUUGGCAACCAGCUGUGAAUAAGUUUGCGCAUAUCCAAGAUAAUACAUAUUGAAGAUGACACUGGCCUCUUGAAGGUAGAGAACGCCUUUCAACUGGGCAGUUUUGAGAUUUAGAUGAAACUAUCAGAUACAUUUUAACAAGAAGCAAAGGCUCCCUUGUGUCCACUUCAGUGGCCUGACCCUCUUUUGGCAUCUCCCCUCACCACUACCACCACCUUCAGGAUAUUUACUUCAGCCUCUACCAUCCAUGCUUUGGUAUGGGGCUGAUGAGGAAAAGGAUAUAUACAUUUAGGCUUGGCAUUCAAGCUGUCGUGUUUUGGGUGUAAUUUAAAUGCAGUGAUGGACUAGGUGGGAGGGAAUCACAACAUGGGUCAAGCAUACGUCUGCCUGUUGAUGGGGUGGUCAGAGGUACUGGGUAUAUGGAGUAAAGGAAACAGGAACGAAGCCAGACAUGACCCAUGGCUGGAAUUUGAGACCUUGAUCUACAAAACAUGUUUGCACUUUCAUAGCUUUAAGGAUGGUUUGUACUGAGUAUAUGUAUUUAUUAAAUGUACAGUAUUUGCAUCCUGAGGAUGGUUAUAACAUUAAAAGGUCAAACUUAAAA
This is a messenger RNA of Salmo salar (Atlantic salmon), 5355 nucleotides long. RefSeq names its product roquin-1. Gene Ontology annotation, molecular function: RNA stem-loop binding; metal ion binding; ubiquitin protein ligase activity. Gene Ontology annotation, biological process: nuclear-transcribed mRNA catabolic process, deadenylation-dependent decay; protein polyubiquitination; ubiquitin-dependent protein catabolic process. Lineage: Eukaryota; Metazoa; Chordata; Actinopteri; Salmoniformes; Salmonidae. The record is from RefSeq and is a predicted model, not a curated record. Gene Ontology annotation, cellular component: cytoplasmic stress granule.